Molecule: messenger RNA, 1096 nt
Organism: Boleophthalmus pectinirostris (great blue-spotted mudskipper)
Lineage: Eukaryota; Metazoa; Chordata; Actinopteri; Gobiiformes; Gobiidae
Product: C3a anaphylatoxin chemotactic receptor-like
Exons: 2
Coding region: 1-945 (314 amino acids)
Biological process (GO): phospholipase C-activating G protein-coupled receptor signaling pathway; complement receptor mediated signaling pathway; positive regulation of cytosolic calcium ion concentration
Cellular component (GO): plasma membrane
Molecular function (GO): complement receptor activity; G protein-coupled receptor activity
Source: RefSeq, a predicted model, not a curated record
AUGUUUGGUAACUCGUCUGUGGUAGUCAGUCGACCCAUGGACAUGAAUGCAGUCUCAGUGUGGGUGAGUGUGGCCCUCGAGGUUGUCACUGUGGUCUUGGGCAUUUGCGGAAACUCAGCAGUGAUCUACAUCGCUGCACUCCAAAUCAAGACCAAAGUCACAAAUGUGUGGCUGGUGAAUCUGGCCAUAGCAGACCUGAUCUUCUGCUUCACCAGGCCCAUCAUGAUCAUCUACAAGCUCAACCCCAACCAUUGGCCUUUUGGCUCCUUCCUCUGCAAAUUCACCGGCUUCUUCAAAUACACCAACAUGUUCUGCUCGGUGUUCCUUUUGGCUGUGAUCAGUCUGGACGGAGCUCUCUGUGUUCAGAGACCACUUUUCAUCAAAACAAAACGCACUCUUUUUGUGGUCCGAGCAGUCGCUCUGUGUGUGUGGGCUCUCGCUAUCAUUCUCAGUAUCCCUUAUUUUAUACAUUAUCAAAUGUACCUGGACACUAACAACAAAACUAAGUGCAGUCUUAAUGACGGGAAGGGGACGAGUGCCAAAUUCUACCUGUACUUGCUUCGGUUUAUGUGUGGUUUCCUGUUGCCUUUUGUGGUCAUUCUUGUGUGUUAUAUUCUGACCGGUUUAGGAAUCAAACGUACAAAUACUAGAAUGUCCAGGAAAUUGCGCUCCUUGAAGAUCUUGGUGAUUCUGGUCAUCGCUUUCUUCCUGUGCUGGGCUCCGUACCACUGUCUCCAGCUUUUCAAACUAGCAGACAGAUAUACACAGGUUUUGAAGCCUUGGCAGCGCAUCACCAGUGCCAUAGGGUACUUCAACAGCUGUGUGAACCCAAUAUUGUAUUACUGUUUGGGGGCGGAGCUACGGGGACGAUUUAGGCACCGUUUACAGAGAGUGUAUAGCAGAGCAACAGCCGACAUAGAAGAAGAAGCCUGUCAAGGGAAAUGAAUCUUUUUACAGUAAAGAUGAGAGGAACAGUCUAUGAGCAGGAGAAUGCUGCUAUGUGCUUCAAAACACCACAGGGAAAUUCAAAGAGCUGUGGCAAUACAUGUAACAGACAUUUAGACAUGACACAGAGGAUGCAACUAAUUUAAGAGGU